CCCUUACAAAAUAGCUCCAGUCCUUUGACCAAUAGUUAUUUAUUUAAUUCUUCAACUGUCGAAAUCUUUUUAUUUUUUAUUUUUCUUAGUCUGAUUCAGUUCGGUUCCAACUUUUUAUUUUUUUCUUGAGCUGGCCCUGCAACUCUCGGUAUAAACCCAGUUCAGAUUCUCAUUCUUUCACAUCCUCUGCUACAUCCAUGUCGGAAUCAGGAUCCCAUCCAGCUACAGCCUCAACAAAGGCUCUCAACACAAGCUCAUUACCUGUGAAACAAGAGAAACCGCGAUGCUGGGGUUCAUUUGAGUACGAAAAAGAUGGCACAAAGCACAUCAUCCAGUUCACCAAAGAAGGGAAUGACGGCGAGUCUGGUGUAGGAGGAUAUGUCUUUGGCCGUCGACACGACUGCGACUUUGUUAUUCCCGGUAGUCCUUUGGUCAGUGGUCGUCAUUUCCUUAUUUAUAAGGAGAUGGUCCACGAUCCAGCGUUGAAGAGACCUGUCGAACGCGUUUUUUUGAAAGAUUUCAGUUCCAAUGGAACAUUUAUUAAUGGAGUAAAAGUCGGGGUCAAUAGAAGAGUGCAACUCAAACAUAAAGACAAGGUCAAUUAUCUGCAUGAAAUGCGCAAUUCUAAAGAUCGGAGCCGCUUCAUUUUUAUCGAAGGAGAACCAGCAGAUGACCUAACAUUUGAUAGUCAAUAUGAGCGCGGACCUCAAUUAGGCUCAGGAAAUUUCGCAACGGUCUUCAAGGCAACAAACAGAAAAUCAGGAGUUGUCUAUGCUGUCAAGAUCGUUAAAAAGAAUGAGAGUUUCAACGCCAAAGUGGAAGCUAGCUUGGAAAGGGAAAUCGGAAUCCUCAUGAGUAUUGACCAUAAAAAUCUUUUGAGAGUUUGUCAGGUCUUCAACGAGCCAGCCUUUUAUUAUGUAGUGACAGAGCUUGCACCCGAUGGAGAGUUGUUUGAUCAGAUCAUCGAUAAACAAAAGUUCACAGAGAGCGAAACCCGACAUAUAUUCCGGCAGGUUCUCGAGGGGGUGAAAUAUUUGCACGAUCGAGGUGUUGUUCAUCGUGAUCUGAAGCCAGAGAAUAUCCUUGUGAUGGACAAGGAGGCUAUGAUUGUCAAGAUUUCUGAUUUCGGUCUUGCCAAGAUGAUUGGGGAACGGGUUUUCUUCAACACUGUCUGCGGCACUCCCAGCUAUGUGGCCCCUGAAGUCAUCAGAAAUGGGGAGUAUGGCAAGGGAGUCGAUAUGUGGAGCCUGGGUGUAGUUCUCUACAUCUGCUUGUGUGGCUUCCCUCCAUUCAGUGAUGACCUAGCCCCACCAAAGCUAAGGGUUCAAGUCUUACAAAGUAUGUAUACGUUCCCCUCGCCAUACUGGGACGAAGUCAGCGACGAAGCAGUUGAUUUGGUUCAAGGAUUGCUGGCACAAAGUACCGAUGAUAGACUUACUGUGGAUGAGGCGCUCAACCAUGUUUGGAUGACAAUGGAGGAUGAUGCAGGAACAAUGCCAUCAGAAGCGAGGACAGAACCUAUGCCUCAAGUUAACCAACUAUUUUCGCGUGUUAUGACAGAGAGGGCUGAUAGAGCAAUGCAGCGCGGAGUACGGAUUGGCUAUUCGCAGCCUACUCCCUUUAGUCAGAAUAUUCCGGAUUUACCUGAAGAAGAUGAGCAACAAGAACCUGUAGAAUCGCCAGAGCUCAAGCCACAUGAGUAUUUGCAAGAGACAGAUCGCGACUAUAGCAUGCAAUCCAUGGACAAAAACUACAACGGAUCGGGCAUUGGAUUCUUCUCUCAGGAGGGUAUGGUUCGAGACACUGGCAUGGAUACAGAUAGCGAGGGAGAGUGUGAAAAUGGUUCAGAGGAUCUUUCAGUCCAGGAGGGAAGCCGUUUGAAAAAGACCGCAGGCGAUGCCGAAUCGGAUACUGGGACUACCGAUGCUGUUGCGGGCAAUGAUAGUGAUCGAUCAUUCGUGAGCGCCCAGGAGAGCUUUAACGGAAGUCAUAAAGCAAGUCAAAGAGAUUAUAGCAUGAUAGAGGCUAGUAUGAAUAGCGUUCAUGAGAAUGAGCAAACGGUCGACACUAACGCCAAAGCUGAUGCCGACCCAAAUGCAAAUACAAAUGCGCUAAAGCCUUCACGAAGAAUAUCAGCGUCAGAGAACGAUGACCAGUCAAACAAGAGACUAAAGGCCGAUCAACAUGACCCAUAGCCUAUCCGUGUUCCAUUGUAUCAAUCCUAUAAUCACGAGGUAGUUUGUUUGACAUUUCCUAAAAGUUCCGUCAUUCAUCAUCAUGAUAUGAACAUUUAGUUGAUUCAUUGCAAUAAAAACUCGACAGCAUUUG
Lobosporangium transversale is the source of this 2328-nucleotide messenger RNA. RefSeq names its product kinase-like domain-containing protein. Gene Ontology annotation, molecular function: ATP binding; protein binding; protein kinase activity. NCBI's taxonomy places the organism in Eukaryota, Fungi, Mortierellomycota, Mortierellomycetes, Mortierellales, Mortierellaceae. The transcript has 9 exons. The record is from RefSeq and is a predicted model, not a curated record. Bases 198 to 2195 code for a protein of 665 amino acids. Gene Ontology annotation, biological process: protein phosphorylation.